This is a messenger RNA of Porites evermanni, 7495 nucleotides long. The record is from the annotation of a GenBank genome assembly. NCBI's taxonomy places the organism in Eukaryota, Metazoa, Cnidaria, Anthozoa, Scleractinia, Poritidae.
UUUGUUUCUAAGGGAGUCACAGACUUUCAGAACUUACUGGCGAUAUGGCGCAAGUACAACGGCCAGUUACAGGACGCAAAUGUAAGUACAAAUGGAGCUGUGAAGAGAGUAAAGUUAAUCAACUGAUUAAUCAAGGGAUUAUGGGUUGUAUGUUGUUCACUUGCUGGGGCUACAUUAUUGGUGAUAGAGUGAUUACAUGACUAAAAUAAAGCGUUCAUUGAUCACGCGAGGAUUUCGAGUGCCGUUUCUGUCUGAUUUUUACGUCUUAUCGGUGUUACCUCAACACCACCACUACCGACACAAUCAUCAUUAUCAUCAUCAUCAUCAGUGACAUUAUCAUCAUCAUCUGCAUCAUCAUCAUCAUCAUCAUCAUCAUCAUCAUCAUCAUCAUCAUCAUCAUCAUCAUUUUAAAAAAAUGCUCGUGAGGUCGUGUAUUAUACAGGAUGAAAAACAAUAUCAUCUCAGUUGAAAUAAACAUCUACGAUAAUUCUGUAUGCGAGAUUCAAUAGAAAUAAAACGGAUUUAACAUCCAUAAAAAAAUGGAAGGCAAACAAUAUCGAAUUCAAAUGUCUUAGAACAGGGUAUAUUUUGCGUGAUGUUCAGGUAGAUGGAGUAGCUAGUGUGCAGUGUCUCAAAAGUACUGCCUUGACAUUAUGUGUGAGGAGUUUAUCACUCAGGCGUGUGUAAGGGUGGAAUCGCACUGUAGCAGAUCUCACUUGUUUGGAAAUUGUGGAUUUGUUUUACGUUAUUGAUGUUGGUACUUCGGUACCCUGUCUUGAGUACGAGCAGGAGUAGUCACUGUGGUCUUUUACAGAACCUUUAACUGCCUGAUUCUUGCUUUUUUUUCUUGUGCAGAGCUCUUACUAUGGCUAUUAUCAAGGUGGUGGAGCCUGCUCUUUCGACCCAUUGACCACAGAAUACAGUCACCUUGGAUGGCUAAAGGUAGCGGCCGGAGAUGGAGAGUUUCAAAAGUCCCUUGGCUGUGGUAUGUGCGUAGAAAUUAAAGGUCAAGGGAUUCUAGCCGAUCUUGCUCGCAGAGGAAAAAUUUCCAAAACACCAAUCAUAGGGCCGAUAUAUGCAGUUGUAAUUGACCGCUGUGGUAAUUGUAAUCAAGGUAUGCAACUGACAUAGUUAUCAUUAUUAUUAUUAUUGGUCAGGAGAGUUUAACCAUCACGUGUACGGCAAACGGCAAACGUCAGAUUCAAGUUGAGAAUUUCUCAAAAUUGAAAAUGAGCAGAUAAAAACAGCUCAAAACAAUUCUUAUGGAUGAAAGAUUGAGUGAAACUACUAAUUUAUGUGUUCAAAUAACGAGCAGUAAACGACAAGUAAAGGGGAAACUUGGUCACGUGGUACAAAUUCGCGUUUGCCAUUAGACGUAAACGUGAUGCUUAACCUCCCUAUUGUCGCGCAAGACAUUACGAACAUUAGAGCAUGCUUAAGAAAUAACUAAUUAAAAGAAAUAAGCCUCUUUUGCUCCUUCCGCAGUCCUGUUAGAAAAGCUUCCGCGAUUCCCAAUAUUUAUGAACUCUAACAGAUCCUUCUUUACAAUCAAGCUAUAAUUAUAAAUGGGUAGUUUAACGAAAGAGAGGGAGGAAGAGUUGAAUGGUAUGGCGAAGGAAAUAUCCCUGAGCUCUCGUAAACGCCUUGCGUCGACAGCAGGUCGCUUGCAGGCUUAUGACAUAUCAUUUUGUGGAAUAAAAGGAUAUUUUUGUUAUUUUUAUUUCUGCCAAGAUAAUGCUUGAAAGAUGCAGGAUAAAUUUAACUCAAACAAAACACUAACAACUAAUGUAAAGUUUCUCAUUUAGGAACAUGACAAUUUGUAAUUUGAGCUAUAAAACAUUUUUUGAACCUCGUCGAAACUUCAAGACCAAGAGCACUACUAUUAGUGAGCAAUACUCGAAAUAAUCUCCUCCCUUGAAUAAUCGCCACCUUUUGGUGCGAGAAAGAAAUAAUCGCCCCCGGCUAUUAUUCGAGGAAAUACGGUACUCUAACAAAUGGGCUGUCUGGUUGCUUAUUAACAUCAUACCCAUCAAGCCCGUUCGUGGAGGGUUAAAAAAGUUUACUUCUUUCUCUAGUUCUCUGUAUUCCUGUAAUCCCAAUGUUGCUUAUACAGGGUUCGAUUUAUACGCGCCUGGUGCUGAUGUCUGGAAGACACAGUUCAGGGCAAUUGACUGUCCCAGAGCACCUGGAAUCAAUGGUAACAUCAAGUUUAGAUUCGUAGAAAGUAACCCAUGGGCUCUGAAACUACAAACAAGAAAUUCCCGGUAGGUACUAUGUAACCUUCGUCAUGAUAUUAAACUAUUUGUAGGAUCUACCUGAUAUAUGAUCUCCGACAAAACCAACACUGACUAUCAGUUACAUCAAGGUCAUUCUGGACUUGAGUUCAGAUCGCAAUGUAUAACUCGUUAUUGGCUUAUUCUGUCUUGAAUUUCCUUCUUCCUAUCGGGAUUAGUUAUUAGUUAUUUCCAAGUCAAACAAGUGACCAAAUCCAAUGUAAAACGAGUCAGGUAUAUAAAAAAAAAAGUCGCUUCGCUCACAAUAUUACUGUUUUUUCGUUUCAAUCUAAUCCAAUCCUAGAGUGGUAACGGUUGGCCUCGAGAUACUUCAAAAUGGUAGGUGGAUUUGUUUACAAAGAACAGACGACAACUACUUUCUAAUGGGAUCACCGAACAGAGUCCAGUUCCCACUACGAGUUCGUCUGACAAGUGUUAGUGGUGAACAGGUGGAGUCAACAAUUACAGAGCUCAAAAAUGACAAAGACAUUACGUCAUCUGUACAGUUCUCUGGUUUUAUGAGGGGUAAGCCUUGUCAUAUUUGUUUUAGCUGCGAAGAAUAAGUAUAUAGUUAUUUGUUGAAGUAGCGGAAAUUAAUGGUAUAAGUUUUCUGAAUUCAAAAGGUUCCAAAAGAAUUUCCUGCUCAGGGCUACUACCAGCAAGUUGAAGUGCAGUUUUAGUCGCAAUUUUACACUAUAUAAAGUUUUUCCUCUAUUGAAUGGCAUUACCCCCUAUGUGGACAACGUAAACAAGAUAUUACACAAUUAUUAUUAUUAUUAUUAUUAUUAUUAUUAUUAUUAUUAUUAUUAUUAUUAUUAUUUAUACGUUAAGAAUUUUAAAACUGUCCACAAAGAACAUGGCAUCCGCUUAUCAUAGCAGUUGACAUCUUAAUAUCUUCACUGACAGGAAGCGAUCCGCGCACCAUCAGGUGCCAUGGCCAAGGACAAGUACAGGAUUCUCAAAAUAUCCAGCAAACAAGUAUGUCAGUCACUAGCUAUAGGAAAUACUUUUUCUCCCCUACAUGGUCCAGAGAAGGUGAAUUACGUAAGCGCGCGUAAAAAUUGCCACUCGCGAGGAAGGUGAUAGCUUAGUCACUUCCCAUACGGGUGGCGAUUUUUAUGAGCGCGCCUGCGUAAUUCGUUUGACUCAGGGCGUUUUGGAGUGACACGCGUCAACCGGAAGGGAUGCCCUAUUUCUUUUAAUAUGUCUUAGUACUACCAGAUUUGAAUUGCAAAGUGUCCUUACUCUUGUAGAGACGAUUUGUCGUAAAAUGUGGGCGAGACCACUUCUCAAGAAUGCAAAAAGACCAAUUCCGGUUGAUGUGCUUCGCUCAAAAACGUCUUUGCUUGAGCUCACUAAUAUCCUUGAGCAUGAAAAACUACCCGUAGUCUACUUACUCCUGGUAACUGUCUCUACAGGCUUUGGCAAUGGGUAGAGAGAGCACUGCGCAUGCGGCUGACUGAUAGAUCUUUUUCGUACCCAUCCUCAUAGCCAUCCUAAUUGCGCAGUUCUGUGACUAGUAAAGCUGAAAUUAGAAAUAGCGCAUGAGCAGUAAUUUUGUUUACACCAAUACCUUUUUAGUGUUACUACUAAGUUUUGCGCGCUUUCCGGAAUCAUCUCAUUCUAGUGGAAGAAUCAUUCUGCAAGGGUAAACAAGAUGGAACUUACAGCGAUCCUGACCAAUGUACUACAUAUUAUCAAUGCUCGAGUGGCUAUGCAGUGAGGAGACAUUGUCCAACAGGACAAGUGUUUAAUGAUAUUCUUAAGGCCUGUGACAGUCCAGCGGAUUUUCCAUGUCAUCAAAGAACGGUUGUGAAUACUCCCAGUCCCACCUUAGCGACAGAAAAAGAUAAGGGAGGUUCUUCUCAGAAAAGUGAGUUGAUCAGUAUUUUAUUUGCCUUACUCUUGUUUAAUUUUUUUUACGUAUGAUACCAAAAUUUGUUGUUGUUCCUCUGAUAUCUCUUUACUCAAUGGAUUAAUCAGCGAGUUUUGUUGACUGAGUUCUCAACAUUCAGUGCACUUCUGAUAUCUGUCUUCACCCUUGACUACGGAAAGCCAUGUGAGGCAAGAGAGAGCGCAGGGCAUCGGCGGACGCAAUGCACAGAAAGUCUUCGCUCCUUAGUGAUACUCUUAUUCAAUUCUAUUGUUUUGUCUUUUUUGCACAGUCUAUAUCUGCAAUCUCAAUACUGCUGUUACUUGGAUAAAUGUAGACAUAGUUAAAUGGCUUAGGCAAGCAAAUACAUAGUGAUUAUUUCAUAUUUACUUUGAUUAGUUUUUCCAAAUCAUUGAUAAAAUCAUCGAUUAGGAUGGAAUAGGAACAAGAGACUAAAGUAAUGAGUAAAAUAUAAGUCAAAGACGUGAUUAAAACCAAACUCAAAAGAACAGACAUAUGAAUAAUUAAAAUAUAACAUGUUUAUUCCGUUCCUUUCAGAUUUGUCCUCUAUGCCUUACUAUACAUGGGCCGGUUCCUGAAAGGCCGAUUAGCGUUAAUCCAGGAUUGAAAUUUUGUUCCGUUUUUGUAUUUUACAUUCCUAUGCAUUGCUAAGGGCAACAUUUUGUCAUGGUUAUCAUUACUGUAUCUCGUAGUAAGGGCUCAACUCAACAGUAUUUUGUAACCUCCAGUUUCAUGUUCUUAAACGAGAAAACCGUGCUUGAAGUUUGGCUUAAUCCUGGGUUAAACUUAAUCAUCUUUAGAGGAAACGGGCCAUGGUGUCCAAGUUUACAUAACACAAGGAGCAACUUAAUUGGCGGGCAGGACUCUUUUGAGCCCUCACAAAGAGCUAUUUAAUAUUCCAAACGGGCACACUAAAAUGAUUUUGAGGUGGUAUUGCAAACGUUUUAUUUUUUUGUUGGCAGUGAAUGAUUCCUUUUGCGAUGGCAAAUUUGAUGGUUUUUACCAGGAUCCGAACGAAUGCCAAGCGUUUUACCAAUGCUUGAGGGGAAAGGCUUCCAAGCGGUACUGUCUUAAAGGAAUGGUGUUUAAUCCUACUCUGAAGACAUGUGACACUCCAGAUAACUUUCCCUGCCGUGUCAUAGAAGGCUCUGAGCCUUCAGCGUUAGAAACUAAGAGGCCCGAGGUGAUCCCCGAUCCUCGUCAAGGAGAGCAAAGCACUCCGGGAAACGCAAUUGGGAGCUCAACUUCAGGUAUUGACAAGGCCUCGCCAGGAGCCCAUAACCCCGGAGCGUGUAACUCCAAGACUAAGCCUAUGCAACAGCAUUUUUACAUUUCAAGUUAUUUUUAACAUCACUUUUGAGCACCUUUCCCCGAGAAAAUGGAAGCACCGUUCCGUUUACGACCAUGCGUGCGCAUCUAUAGUGCGAUAAGUACAGGAAAAAGAAGUAAAUGCAAUCAAAACAUAAAAUGCUUUUUUCUGGUCUUAGCUUUUUGGUGACUGAUUUUUAAGACUUAUUUGAUAUUCAAAAUUCGAGGGAAAAUCGAUCUGAAAAUAGACAGAACGCCCGUUGCAUGGGUACAAGGGAGCCACUCGCAACCGGCCGCGAGUUAUGGGCUCCUGGCCUUGUUCGCUUAUCCCGCUUUUUCGUUGGCAUGGGGACCAUUAAUAAGCAGAGACUUCUUCUAGCACCUGAGGGGUAAAUCGUAUCAGUCCGAGUGAAGGUCAAGCCCCUUGAUGAUGUUGACGUUGAGUAAUGACGUAGUUAGCAGCACGAAUUUUGCUAAUACAUUAACCAUAUUACAACAUUAUUAAAUUUUCGGCCCAGCCACGGAGCGAAGUGAUCGGCAAAUACAGAAUGUACAGAAUGUAGCGCCACGAGCGAGGAGCAAGACGCCUUUAAAAAAGUCAUUAUUAUCUGAGAAAAUAGACCUUUUCACGUUUUUUUUUUUUCAACUUUUAACGUGGAAAAAUAAGGGAAAAUCUGUCGACUUCGCUUAAAAAAAGUGCCUUCAAAUUAGUAAAACUGCCAAGUUUGAAGGUGCUUUGUUGAAAACUAACCAAGAUAUAGCUCCUUAAAGCCGUGAAAUUUUUACAAACGUUCCAAACAAACGUCUGAAAUUUUUCGCAACUUUGCGAAUUUAUCUUAAUUCGCUCAUUUAUAAGACGUAUCACUUUCAAGCUUGGCAUGCUUGCUAAUUUUAAGGCUCUGUUUCCAGUGGUGCCGACGGAUUUUCAUACCAAAAGUUGAAACAAAAAACCGUGGAGGGGUCUAUUUGACAUCAGCCAACUGCGAAGCCUGGUGCUAAAGCAAAUAAAAGAAAGUUAAAUUAAAUAUAACAAUAUGUCUAUUGCUAUUCGGAAUCAACUAUUGAUACUAAGCAUUUAUUCAAUUUGAAUGUCGCUUAUUAGAUCCUGCAACUAGAACUGGAAGCAACUCAACAAAAAGCCCAAAUCCCAUAGAAAAUAAAAGCGAGGAACCUCAUGUGGGUAAGACAGAUGAGAGUUUUCUCUGUACAAAAUUAGCCAUUUCUCCACCAGACAUUUAUCGUUUCAGAUUCCCUUUCCCACCCUACCCCCUCCAAAAAAAAGAGUAUUCUAAAUUUGCUUGUUCGCCCUGAUUGACUGGUGGGUGUGGCUGUAAGGCAUACCGGUAAUUAGAGAUAUUUACGCUUGACUAUGAUAUAUGAUUACUUAUGAUAAUUAGUAUUUCUAUUCGCCAAAAACCUCAGGGAACCCACCUAAAGUUAAAAUGAAAAGCUUCUCAUAGAAAUUCCAACUUAAACUCACUAAGAACUGAAAAUGACCAGCGAGCACGUCCUUAGUUUCUAGCUGAUGUCGUGUGCACGCACGGUUCAGUCAAAGGUAUUUUCAAAAGUGACAGGCUGAGUAAUGCUGUGAAAGGUUUGAACCCAGGAGUCAUUUCAUAAGUAGAUUGAGUAAGUAAUAUUAACGAGACUAAUUGAUUCUUCUAUUGCAGUAGAUAAAGCUUUCUGCUUGGACAGAGCUAAUGGUAAUUACCGUGAUCCCUAUGACUGCUCAAGCUUUUACACGUGCGCACAAGGAGAAACAAUGAAGCAAAGCUGCCCCAGAGCCUUGAAAUACAACUACAACUCGGGUGAAUGUGAUUGGCCAUCAAAUGUGAAGUGCAUCCGUCAGUCGCUUUUUAAAGCUUGGAUUCGCAAUGCUAAGACGGGUGCCCCGUCCAACGAAGAUCUAGUCAUCCAUGGUUCUAUCACCAGGGUAACUGCGGUUGCCAGGCAACACAUCAACCAUAAACCAGACGACGAAAUAAUAAUAGUGAGUGAAAACGACAACAGAAAAAAGUGA